Messenger RNA from Cryptococcus deneoformans JEC21, 851 nucleotides. RefSeq lists its product as hypothetical. The record is from RefSeq and is a predicted model, not a curated record. Lineage: Eukaryota; Fungi; Basidiomycota; Tremellomycetes; Tremellales; Cryptococcaceae. The transcript has 3 exons. The coding region runs from base 200 to 715 and encodes 171 amino acids.
UCGGCUUGGUUGUUGUUUGCUGUCCUGUUUUGCCUGCGAAUUCAGCUCGCAAGUUUACACUCCCUUGUCGUUCACCAGCAAUAAGCAAAAGCAGCUCAAUCCAGCCAUUCUUUUGGUAGCCAAUCGAAAUCUUCGGCACCUGGCAUCUGUAUAGCCCUGUGUAUUUACAAAACAUCGAUUAAAACAACAAAUUGAUACGAUGGGGUUCUUCGACAUAUUCUCUUGUUGUGGACCUCGAAGUGAUAAGCUUAAGGAUCCUGAGCAGGCAUCAGAAUCCGCCACUCUUCUACCACCUGCACGAGCAGAGUCAAUUAUUUCAGCGGAUAGCCUUACAGGAUAUGGUGCAACAGAGCAACAACACGGUUUGACAGAUGAGCAACGGACGCGAAUGGCUGCCAUCGGCCGUGAAGUAGGGAGCUACAUGCUUCCUGUAUCAACCUCUCCCCAAAAUCGCACUUCAUCCCCAGCUCGACGUUUCUCUACCUCAUCAGCUGGCUCUUCUCGUCCACCCUCACCUUCUCCAAAUCGACCAGAAACGACACCCGUUAAUGGCAAACUUCAAGCGCCUAAUGGUAACCAUGAGUCAAAGGGUGACAACGAAGACGGUGUAGUUAGGAAGAAUUUGUUCGCUGGUGGGAAUAUGGGCGGCAAUAGUAAAGCCAAAAAAGGAAAGGGAAAGGGCAAGGGCAAAGGGAAAGGCAAGGGGAGGAAGUAAAAAAAAGGUAUUGGGUAGUUCGACUAAAGAUGACAACGCCAUAAAGAAAAAAUCUGGUUAUCUUGGAGGACAGUUUGGUUAUGGGUCUUAAUGGUUGCACAAUUUACGCUUAAUGAUGUACUGCAUGGAUAUUUUG